This is a messenger RNA of Aphanomyces astaci, 972 nucleotides long. RefSeq lists its product as hypothetical. Lineage: Eukaryota; Oomycota; Saprolegniomycetes; Saprolegniales; Verrucalvaceae. The transcript has 2 exons. Bases 1 to 972 code for a protein of 323 amino acids. The record is from RefSeq and is a predicted model, not a curated record.
AUGGUUACAAUUCGCUCCAUCAUCUCGACCACCCUACUGAUUAGCUUCUUGCUUAUCACCAGUCCAGCUGAAAGCGCAAGCGUCCCUGGCCCGUUCACGACCAAGGCUCCUUGCAUCACCAAAGCUCCUUGUACCACCAAGACGCCUUGCGCCACCAAGACGCCUUGCGCCACCAAGGCUCCUUGCAUCACCAAAGCUCCUUGCACCACCAAGACGCCUUGCGCCACCAAGACCCCUUGCUUCACCACCAAGGCUCCUUGCUUCACCAAGGCUCCUUGCACCACCAAGACGCCUUGCACAACCAAGACUCCUUGCUUCACCAGCAAGGCUCCUGGCAUAACCACGAAGGCUCCUUGCACCACCAAGACUCCUUGCUUCACCACCAAGGCUCCUUGCACCACCAAGACGCCUUCCACGACCAAGGCUCCUUGCACCACCAAGGCCCCUUGCACCACUAAGACGCCUUCCACGACCAAGGCUCCUAGCACCACCAAGGCACCUAGUAUCACCACCCAUGCUCCUAGCGUCACUACCAAGGCCCCCAGCGUCACCACCAAGGCUCCUAGCAUCUCCAAGGUACCUAGUCUCACCACGCAGGCUCCUAGCGUCACUACCAAGGCUCCAAGCAUCACUACUAAGGCUCCCAGCGUCACCACCAAGGCUCCUAGCAUCUCCACGAAAGCUCCUUGCACCACCAAGUCUCCUACCAUCACCACCAAAGCUCCUAGCACCACCAAGGCUCCUGCCACUACAAAAGCUCCUGCCACCACCAAGGUUCCUGCCACCACCAAGGUUCCUGCCAUCACCACUAAGACUCCUUGCACCACUACCAAGGCUCCAGUAAUCACCACCAAGGCUCCUUGCACCACCACUAAAGCUCCUUCCACUACCAAGGCUCCUGUCAUCACCACGAGAGCUCCUUGUACUACCACGAAGGCGCCUGCUACCACGCACCACCACGAAGGCUCCUAG